This is a messenger RNA of Mastomys coucha (southern multimammate mouse), 1012 nucleotides long. It is a transcript of the gene Gngt2, whose product is annotated as G protein subunit gamma transducin 2. The coding region runs from base 654 to 863 and encodes 69 amino acids. The record is from RefSeq and is a predicted model, not a curated record. Gene Ontology annotation, biological process: G protein-coupled receptor signaling pathway. Gene Ontology annotation, molecular function: G-protein beta-subunit binding. NCBI's taxonomy places the organism in Eukaryota, Metazoa, Chordata, Mammalia, Rodentia, Muridae. The transcript is spliced from 4 exons. Gene Ontology annotation, cellular component: heterotrimeric G-protein complex.
CAAGUAUUUGUGCCUAAUGAAGGUAGGAGAAGAUGAAAAUUGACCAAAUAACUAGUAUCAGGACUCGAAUGUGAGACAACACCAUUCCAGAUGGAUGUGUGGGCUUGAGGCAGCACUGGGGGACAGAGAGCUGAGCGGGGCUCAUGCAUUAACCAGGAGUUGGAAAAGCCAAUGGUUCUGUCCUAAACUUGAGUUCAAGGGGGUCCCAGAUGUGAGUGGGAUUUGAUCCUUCGUCUGGGAUGACUUUACAGAGCCCCUCCCCCUCCCAGCCUGUCAUCCUCCUGGCAGAAGAGGAACCUCACUAACCACACUGGUUCCUUAACAUUUCCUCAAGAAUGUCCCCUGCUAUUGGACAAAUGUCAGCCUGAGCUCACUCUGCUAAAUGUCAUAGUGGUGUCAGGUGGCCCUGGGAGAGGCAACUGGAAGGAGCAGGCUGUAGGGAAGUGUUAGGGACUGAAGAGAAGGGAGUUCCACACUCCAGGGAGGACACGGAUGCCAAGGAGCAAAGGACAUGGCAUUAGGGUGGACACGGCCACUGAAUACGGAUUUUCAGCUGAUGAGGCACUAGGAAGUUCAAACACCAUUGUGUCUGGGUCCUGGACUGGUGAUUUGGAGAGAGCUCUAACAGGACCCAGGUCUCCUUCUAGGGCAGGAUGGCCCAGGAUCUCAGUGAGAAGGAGCUGCUGAGGAUAGAGGUGGAGCAGCUGAAGAAGGAAGUGAAGAACCCACGUGAUCCGAUUUCCAAAACAGGAAAGGAAAUCAAGGAUUAUGUAGAGGCCCAAGCAGGGACCGACCCUCUGCUUAAAGGCAUCCCAGAAGACAAGAAUCCCUUCAAGGAGAAAGGCACUUGUGUGAUAAGCUGAUGGCCCACCCUCACCUCCCUCUCCCUUUCUCUGUCCCUCCUCAACCAUGCCCAAAUGUACUGGGAUACCUAGGAUCAGUGUUUACUCCCUCUUAGACAUGAAUAAAGAUGCUAAGAAAAAACAACAACCACCGCUGAGUGGAUUCUCAA